Culicoides brevitarsis is the source of this 1761-nucleotide messenger RNA. It is a transcript of the gene Elp3, whose product is annotated as elongator complex protein 3. NCBI's taxonomy places the organism in Eukaryota, Metazoa, Arthropoda, Insecta, Diptera, Ceratopogonidae. The coding region runs from base 61 to 1710 and encodes 549 amino acids. Gene Ontology annotation, biological process: tRNA wobble base 5-methoxycarbonylmethyl-2-thiouridinylation. The record is from RefSeq and is a predicted model, not a curated record. The transcript is spliced from 2 exons. Gene Ontology annotation, cellular component: nucleus; cytoplasm; elongator holoenzyme complex. Gene Ontology annotation, molecular function: iron-sulfur cluster binding; acyltransferase activity, transferring groups other than amino-acyl groups.
CACAAUCCUCAAGUGCACAUUUAUUUAUUUACAUCAGCAACUUUUCCGAAAUUUACAAAAAUGACGAAAAGAAAGCCUUUAGGAAUUGGCCUCUCCAAAGAGGAACGCAUGGUAAUCGUCAUCAACGAAAUAAUCCAAGAACUCUUAAAAGCACACGAUGACGGCAAAGAUGUCAACUUAAACGCAAUGAAAUCUCGUUUAUCCUCCAAAUACGGACUAACUCAUCAACCACGUCUCACAGACAUUAUCGCCGCAGUCCCGUACGAAGCAAAAAAAGUUCUCUUACCCAAGUUACGUGCAAAACCUGUAAGAACUGCCAGCGGAAUUGCCGUCGUUGCUGUCAUGUGCAAACCCCAUCGCUGUCCCCAUAUCAACAUGACGGGAAAUAUUUGUGUUUAUUGUCCCGGCGGACCUGAUUCUGACUUUGAGUAUUCGACCCAGAGUUAUACGGGUUACGAACCGACUUCAAUGAGGGCGAUCCGGGCUCGUUACGACCCAUUUUUGCAAACGCAGAAUCGUGUGGAGCAAUUGAAGCAACUUGGGCAUUCAGUGGAUAAAGUUGAGUUUAUCGUGAUGGGAGGAACUUUUAUGUCACUUCCGGAGGAUUAUCGCGAUUAUUUUAUCAGAAAUUUACAUGAUGCUUUGUCAGGAGCUCAUAGCUCGAAUGUAGCUCAAGCAGUGAAAUAUUCGGAGAGAUCCCAUACAAAAUGCAUUGGAAUCACGAUCGAAACUCGCCCGGAUUAUUGCAUGAAGAAACAUUUGUCGGACAUGUUGAAUUACGGAUGUACUAGAUUAGAAAUUGGAGUCCAAUCGGUAUUUGAAGACAUUGCACGGGACACAAAUCGAGGUCAUACCGUGAAAUCCGUUUGCGAAAGCUUCCAUUUGUCCAAAGAUGCCGGAUUUAAAGUCGUUUCUCACAUGAUGCCCGAUUUGCCGAACAUGGAUUUCGAACGAGACAUCGAACAGUUCAUUGAAUUCUUCGAAAAUCCCAUGUUUCGAGCUGAUGGCCUCAAAAUCUACCCAACUCUCGUGAUUCGUGGCACGGGAUUGUACGAACUUUGGAAGACCGGGCGUUACAAGAGUUAUCCGCCAUCCGUUUUAGUUGACUUGGUUGCCAAAAUUCUCGCUCUUGUUCCGCCAUGGACCCGGGUUUAUCGCGUGCAACGUGACAUCCCAAUGCCUCUCGUGACAUCUGGCGUUGAACACGGAAAUUUACGAGAACUCGCCCUGGCUCGAAUGAAGGAUCUGGGAACGACGUGUCGCGAUGUGAGAACUCGCGAAGUCGGGAUUCAAGAAAUCCACAACAAAGUCAGACCGUAUGAAGUGGAGUUGAUUCGUCGGGAUUAUGUAGCGAAUGGCGGCUGGGAAACAUUUUUGUCGUACGAAGAUCCAACGCAAGAUAUUUUGGUGGGACUUUUGAGACUUCGCAAGUGUUCUGAUCAAACUUUCCGUCCGGAAUUGAAGGAAAAUUGCUCGAUCGUGAGAGAAUUGCACGUUUAUGGCUCUGUGGUGCCUGUGAAUGCACGGGAUCCAACCAAAUUUCAACAUCAGGGAUUUGGUAUGUUGUUGAUGGAAGAGGCAGCUAGAAUUGCGCGCGAAGAACAUGGAAGUGUGAAACUUGCGGUUAUUUCGGGAGUUGGUACACGAAAUUAUUAUCGGAAACUGGGAUAUGAAUUAGAUGGACCUUAUAUGUCAAAGUCGCUUGUUUAAUUCAGUUUUAGUUAAAUAUUUACAAAAUAAUAUUUUAUUAUUAUUAUUACA